CAUCAGCCAUGGAUUAUCAUUCCAACGUUGAUUCUUCACGCCCUUUUCGCUCCGUCAAAGAAGCCGUAGCCAUCUUCGGUGAACGAUUUUUGGCUAAAGAAAUCUAUUCUCCAAAGCCUUUCACAUUUCCAACUCAAGAAAGUCCAUGGAAUACAAACAAUUAUUCUCCUACAAGUGCUAAUUCUCAAGAAAUUGUUUUAAGUGCCACGUCAUGGAAAUCUGCUUCUUCACCAAGUCCUCAAGAUUUGAAUGAUCCUAUUGUUGUGGAAGCACUGAAGAAGCUAGAAACUGAGCUCGAAGAAACAAAGGCAGAAUUGAAGCUUAUGAAAGCAAGAGAAUCUGAAACUGAAAUCGCAUUAGCUUCUUUAAACGCAGAGCUUCAUAAGAACAUGUCCAAAUUGGCUCAAGCUGAAGCAACUCACGCAGGUGCAAUGGCAGCAGCAAAAUCAGUGAAAGUCAACAACGAAGAUUAUGGGAAUAAGAAAAAGGAAAUGAUGAGAUCAGUGAAAUGGGAAUCAUCAUCACCAACAUUAGCAGAGAUGUUAACGAUUGGAGAAACAGAUCUAGGUUUGCUUGGGAAGAAAAAGGAAAAAAAGAAGACAAUGAAGAAGAAGCCCAUCAUUCCACUUAUUGCAGAGUUGUUUUCAAGGAAAAAAAGAAGUUCUACUAGUGUUGAUAAUCCACUUUUUGCUUCUUCUCAUCUUUUCUGAAAUGA
Molecule: messenger RNA, 715 nt
Organism: Solanum verrucosum
Lineage: Eukaryota; Viridiplantae; Streptophyta; Magnoliopsida; Solanales; Solanaceae
Product: WEB family protein At3g51220
Exons: 2
Coding region: 9-710 (233 amino acids)
Source: RefSeq, a predicted model, not a curated record